UAUAUAUUAAGUUAACAGAAUAAUAAUACUAAGAGAAAUGAUAGGGUGGGAAGACAUUUACAAGGUUCUUGCCGCAAUGUUUCCACUCUACACAGCACUGAUUUUAGGUUAUGGUUCCGUGAAGUGGUGGCACAUGUUCAACUCCGACCAUUGUGACGCGAUAAACCGGCUAAGUUGCUACUUCAUCAUGCCACUGUUCACAUUCGACUUCACAACCCGCAUCAAUCCUUACAAAAUGAACUAUCGUUUCUUGGCAGCUGAUGUCAUCUCCAAAGCCAUCAUUCUCUUAGCAAUAUUGUUAUGGGCUAAUUUUACUAAGAAAGGAAACUAUGCUUGGUCCAUUACAUGCUUCUCUUUGUCUAGCUUAAACAAUGCACUUGUUGUAGGGGUGCCUCUCAUGGAAGCAAUGUAUGGACCUCUUGGAGAGAAUAUUGUCAUACAAUCAUCCAUUUUGCAAUUCAUGCUUUGGAUAAUGGUCCUUCUCAUGAUGUUUGAGUUCCAAAGCGCAAAGCGAUCGUUGGAUUCAGGAGCUUCGUCUUUAGAAUCUGCCACAAAUUGUGAAAGCACUAAUGUGGAUGACAAAAGUAAACAAACUUCUCUAUUGGUUAUAGCAAAAAUUGUUGGACUAAAGCUUGCUAAGAACCCGAACUCUUACGCUUGCAGUCUCGGGCUUAUUUGGGCACUCAUAUCUAAUAGGUGGAAUCUGGAAAUGCCGAUUAUCAUGGAAGGAUCGGUACAUAUCAUGUCGAGAGCUGGUGCUGGAAUAUCCAUGUUGUGCAUGGGGGUGCCUCUCAUGGAAGCAAUGUAUGGACCUCUUGGAGAGAAUAUUGUCAUACAAUCAUCCAUUUUGCAAUUCAUGCUUUGGAUAAUGGUCCUUCUCAUGAUGUUUGAGUUCCAAAGCGCAAAGCGAUCGUUGGAUUCAGGAGCUUCGUCAUUAGAAUCUGCCACAAAUUGUGAAAGCACUAAUGUGGAUGACAAAAGUAAACAAACUUCUCUAUUGGUUAUAGCAAAAAUUGUUGGACUAAAGCUUGCUAAGAACCCGAACUCUUACGCUUGCAGUCUCGGGCUUAUUUGGGCACUCAUAUCUAAUAGGUGGAAUCUGGAAAUGCCGAUUAUCAUGGAAGGAUCGGUACAUAUCAUGUCGAGAGCUGGUGCUGGAAUAUCCAUGUUGUGCAUGGGACUGUUCAUGGCAAUGCAAGAUAGGAUGAUUGAAUGUAGUGCGAAACUAGCUGUAGUUGCAAUGAUACUGAGGUUUAUCGUAGCACCAGUGACCGUGGCAAUUGGAUCUUUUGUUGUUGGUCUGCGAGGGGAUGUUCUUCAUGUUGCCAUCAUUCAGGCUGCCCUACCGCAAGCCAUUGGUUCUUUCGUAUUUGCAAAGGAAUAUGGACUUCAUGCAAACUUACUCAGCACCGCGGUCAUAUUCGGCACGCUUGUAUCCAUACCAUUGCUCAUUGCAUAUUACGUUGUCCUAAACAUCUUGCUUUGAUAACUAUCAACAAGUCAUAUUAUAGCUAAGUUCAUAACCAAUUACAUUGGACUAGAGAUUAUUAAAGUUGUACUAACGUCAUUUGUUAAAAAAGAUGGUUAUUGAUUGAGUAAUGCAAUAAUUAUUGAAUGUAAAAUGUGGGAUAUAUACAUAUGUGUUACGUUAUAC
Molecule: messenger RNA, 1654 nt
Organism: Helianthus annuus (common sunflower)
Lineage: Eukaryota; Viridiplantae; Streptophyta; Magnoliopsida; Asterales; Asteraceae
Product: auxin efflux carrier component 5-like
Exons: 7
Coding region: 38-1486 (482 amino acids)
Biological process (GO): auxin polar transport; auxin export across the plasma membrane
Cellular component (GO): plasma membrane; endoplasmic reticulum
Molecular function (GO): auxin efflux transmembrane transporter activity
Source: RefSeq, a predicted model, not a curated record